Messenger RNA from Aspergillus ruber CBS 135680, 636 nucleotides. RefSeq names its product NADPH oxidase family protein. Gene Ontology annotation, molecular function: ferric-chelate reductase activity. Gene Ontology annotation, cellular component: plasma membrane. The record is from RefSeq and is a predicted model, not a curated record. The coding region runs from base 1 to 636 and encodes 211 amino acids. Gene Ontology annotation, biological process: intracellular iron ion homeostasis; iron ion transport; copper ion import. The transcript has 4 exons. Lineage: Eukaryota; Fungi; Ascomycota; Eurotiomycetes; Eurotiales; Aspergillaceae.
AUGGUGAGCAGAUCCAGAGUCUCGCAUCAUUACCCCCUGGAGGCUGGUCAGUAUAUUAACCUCUGGAUACCGUUGGUUAGUCUAUGGUCGUGGAUGCAGACACACCCUUUCACGGUCACAUCGUGGUUUGAGGGUGCACAAGACACGGUGAAACUUCUGGUGCAUCCAUGCUGUGGUUUAACUGCUGAUCUUCUUCGCUAUGCCUCCGCUACUGCGGGGAGCUCGGUUUCUUUCGUGGCCUUGUUCACUGGUCCUCAUGGAGUGAGUGAGGAAGUUGGCCGUUAUGAAAGUGUUUUAGUCCUUGAUAGCGGAUCUGGUAUCGCCGUGGUUCGCCGGCUGCAUUUAGUGUGGCAGGUAGAAUCAGUUGACAAGAUAACCCCAGCCCUGGCCCUACUAAAUAACCUCCUGAAGGACGUCAUCAUGGAUGAUGGUUAUAUACUGCAUAUUUCUGUUUACGUCAGGGACGGCCUUGAGCAGAAUGAACUACCAUUCGGUCGGCAUAAACGAGUCUGUAUUUACCAUGAAGCACCAGAUUAUCAAAGCAUAAUUUCCCUCGAGGCAUCUGGAAAUCAAAUUGAGAGGCUCCCUGAACCCUGGGACGAGCAAGGUCGAAUGCUGGUGUUCGGCCUCUUGUAG